Molecule: messenger RNA, 2346 nt
Organism: Babesia ovata
Lineage: Eukaryota; Apicomplexa; Aconoidasida; Piroplasmida; Babesiidae
Product: methyltransferase MTA70
Exons: 2
Coding region: 1-2346 (781 amino acids)
Cellular component (GO): RNA N6-methyladenosine methyltransferase complex
Source: RefSeq, a predicted model, not a curated record
AUGAGCCGCAGGGACUCGCGGUCGAGGUCGGAUUCGCGACGCCGCGGAUCUCCGUCGACCCGCAAAUCCAGCCGCCGCAAAGAGCGAGAUUCUCGCAGAACGCGUGAUCUGUCACGAGAGCGCAGCUCGCACUGGAAGGCGAGAAUCGGCCGCCGCGGAAUCAUUCCCUCGUCUGAUAAGGGCACCAGCUCGAGGAAGGCCAGAGAGGAGCAGCGAUUCCUCGAAGUAGGCGAAGACAGCCAUGUUUUCUCUACACUGGACCUGAUGUUCGUGGUUGGAAAACACCUACUAAAGCUCUGGGAACACGAUGAGCUGCCACUGAAUGUGUACGAGCUCAGGCGAAGGAUGAGCAAUUACUUUGAGGGCCCGCACAGGCUCAGAUUCAACACAGUGUGCAGCAUCAGCGUGUUGUCGAACGUCCUGAAGUGUCUGUACUUGGGUAUGGUCACUGAGGAAGAUGUUACGGACGUCAAGGCUCCUGCGGAGAGCCAGGGUGGAACGCCCAUGUCGCAGGACCAUGGCUCCAGGACGGAAUCUGCAAGCGCCACUGAGGAUGCUGCUAUCCCCCAUGUGGAUAGCAUCAGUGUUUCAGAAUCGCAGGAGGCAAACGAUGUAGUUGAUGUUGAAGGAGAACCGGAUGGCAAUCGGGAAGUCGGCAGGGAAGAAAGUAUUGAGAACAAUGUAGAGCCCGAUGGCAAAGAUAACGCCGAAAAAGGAGAGGAAUCACCUGCUGAAUCGAGUGCUAGUGAGGAGCAAUCGCCGUUAACUGUUUACCUGGACGGGCUACCGGAAAUAUCCGACCAAUCAUUCAGGGAGUUCAAGUUCCACCACCCGCUUGUAAGGCUCGACCUAAAACAUGGAGUUUUGCGCGUGACAGAGGCGAAGGGGCAGAUGUUAAGGCGCAUGUUGCUGCGCAAUCGCAAGAAGCAGCGGGUUUUGGACCUUGCCGACGCCCUCGCCACGGAGUCCAUUAUUACCACGGGCAGUCACCACCAUGGUAGAGAGGACAGCCACGCAUCCUGCUCAAUCACUGUAGACGACUAUGAUUUGAAUAACUUGACGGGCCGUGUGUAUCCUAUAACAAGAGACUCCAAGAAGGGAGCGGGUAAUGCAAAUGACGCUGAUGUCGAUGACAACGUAUCCGUUUCAUGGCAGGCUUCAAUAGACACGGAAGCAGAAGGAUUGCCAUCUGGUAGGGAUCGUGGUGAUAGUGAUAGGGCUGGGGAUGAAUCCGGCAAAGGGCUGGGUCGUGAUGUGCGUAGAAAGGAUGGAAUGCGUGGUUCUAGGAGGGGAACUACUUUGUCUAUACGUUCAGAUGACCUGCCUUACGACCUGGAUGGUCUGUACAAUGUGCUGUAUCAGACCCCUGCUCGCGAGCUAAAGCGAAUUUCCCACUUCCAGUUGAAGGAGCAGAGUGGAUUUCGCGAAAUAUGCGCUUACGGCACACGGGCCGACUGCCGUAUGCAAAACUAUAUGGCGCUCAUGUGCAACAAGAUCCAUUUCAAGCGCAUCAUCCUGCCAAACACAUUGGUGCAGCUGGGGGACUGCUCUUACCUGGACACGUGCAGGCACAUUGAAACGUGCCGGUUCGUGCACUACCAGGUGGAAAGCGACAUACCGCCGCGCAUCCCGGUGGACGAGGUGUCCCAAGGACAGUGGAUAUGUUGCGACGUAAGGAAGCUGGACUUUUCGAUAUUCAACCCAUAUGUGUCGGUGGUUAUGGCCGAUCCGCCGUGGGACAUCCACAUGGACCUUCCGUACGGCACGAUGAAGGAUUCCGAGAUGCGCCACCUGAAGGUGCAGAACAUCCAGAACGAGGGCCUGUUGUUCCUCUGGGUCACCGGCCGCACGCUGGAGGUUGGGCGCGAGUGCAUGGAGAUUUGGGGUUACCGGCAGAUGGACGAGAUAGUGUGGGUGAAGACGAACCAGCUGCAGCGCAUCAUCCGCACAGGCCGCACGGGCCACUGGAUCAACCACUCCAAGGAGCACUGCCUCAUCGGGAUGAAGGGCAACCCCGUGAUAAACCGCUAUUUGGACUGCGACGUGAUAGUAUCGGAAGUCCGCGAGACUUCACGAAAGCCCGACGAAAUAUACGGAAUAAUCGAGCGCAUGGUGCCCGGGGCACUGAAGCUGGAGAUUUUCGGUCGUAGCCACAACGUGCGUAACAACUGGAUCACCCUCGGCAAUCAACUCGACGGAUAUAAGCUGACACACCCCGAGAUAAAGAGACGUUAUGAGGACAUAUUGGCCAAGGGAGACGCAACCACCACCACCGCAGCAGCAGCGGCAGUGUCUCAGCCGGCCGAGGAUCCCGUAAACACUAGUACCCCAGAACCAGUAAUGUAG